Molecule: messenger RNA, 440 nt
Organism: Laccaria bicolor S238N-H82
Lineage: Eukaryota; Fungi; Basidiomycota; Agaricomycetes; Agaricales; Hydnangiaceae
Exons: 3
Coding region: 23-382 (119 amino acids)
Source: RefSeq, a predicted model, not a curated record
CCCCCAUCAACAUUCCUCCAUCAUGGCUCCCAUCCCGGAAGAAAUGAUUAUCACUGCAAGAGAUUCAGUGUUGAAAAUGGUGAAUAACACGCGGCAUAAGACAGAGAUCGAAAUUGCCUGGAGACGACUCCACCCUAUGCAGCAAGAAAUCAUGAUGAAGAAGAUCGUUAAUAGGCUGACACCUGAACUAUUCGAUGUCCCCGUGGAAAGCGUAGUCAAGUCGCGAAUUCUUGCGUCUUGGAUCGCCGAUAUGAUGCAAGUGAUGAGGGCCUUGAAGAAAUCAGGAUCUGGCUCGCUAAGAAAGGCGGUAUUGACGUCAGCGACCUGCAACCGUGACAGUUUGCAGUCAGAAGCCGAUGAGAUGUCGAAAACCACUACGUGAUUUUGAUAGAAUAGAAAGUCACGCCAAUGUUGCCUCAAUGACUAGUUGCUGUGUUUUU